AAUGUCCGGCAGCUGAAAAUUACCAUCUGUUGCUACGUUUAUAUACCUAGCUCCUAACCAAUAAAUUCAGAUUUAAAACAAAGUUAUCUUUCUAUGUGACUGACGAAUCGUAUUUAUUAUAUCAACUUUUGCGUCGUAGUGAUGGCUCUCCUUUCGCUACAGAAGUAUUUGGAAGUACUCGCAGCCCAAAAGAUCUCUCGCGGUGGGAUAUCUCUGGCCGUGAAGAUGCUGAGCCGGUCCACCUUCCUGCUGCCGCUAUGCGGCCCACAGCAGCAGCAGCAGCAGAGGGCAAUGUCUACCCUGAAAGCAAUCUCUAUGAGGUUGCGAUCAGUUAAGAACAUCCAAAAGAUCACCAAGUCAAUGAAGAUGGUGUCAGCUGCCAAAUAUGCACGUGCUGAGCGCGAGCUGAAACCAGCAAGGGCAUAUGGCAUUGGUGCAAAAACGUUCUACGAGGCGGCCGAGAUCGGCGCCGAGGAGCCGGCGCCGGACGCCAGUCAGCUGCUGGUGGCCGUCACCUCGGACCGCGGACUCUGCGGCGCCGUCCACUCGAGCAUCGCCAAACGCAUCCGGGCCAACUACACGCCCGAGGGGAACUACAAGAUCGUCUGCAUCGGCGACAAGUCGCGCACCAUCCUGCAGCGGACCCACAACCAGAACAUUCUGUUCCACGUCAGUGAAGUGGGCAAGAAGGCGCCGUCCUUCUCGGACGCCACGGCCGUCGCUCAGGAGAUCCUCGCCUCCGGAUACGAGUUCAGCACGGGCAAUAUCUUCUUCAACAUCUUCAGGUCCGUGGUGUCGUACGACACGUCCGAGCUGCCGCUCUACUCGCUGGACGCGGUCACCAAGUCGCCCAACCUGGCCGUCUACGACUCGCUCGACGCCGAGGUGACGCAGAGCUACCUCGAGUUCUCGCUGGCCUCCAUGCUCUACUACGCGAUGAAGGAGGGCGCUUGCAGUGAGCAGAGCAGCCGAAUGACUGCCAUGGACAACGCCAGCAAGAACGCCGGCGAGAUGAUCGACAAGCUGACUCUGACAUUCAACCGGACGCGCCAGGCGGUCAUCACCCGCGAGCUGAUCGAAAUCAUCUCGGGAGCGGCCGCGCUCAAGUAGGCUGGCCCGAGCCGUCUAAUCACAGUGUGCGUGUAAGAAUAUAUGGAGAAACCGAGCGGGAACGCGGCCGCGGCGCCGCACAGAACACUGGAGCUGGAAAUAUAGACAGGACGGGA
Amphibalanus amphitrite is the source of this 1226-nucleotide messenger RNA. RefSeq names its product ATP synthase subunit gamma, mitochondrial-like. Bases 142 to 1110 code for a protein of 322 amino acids. The transcript has 7 exons. Gene Ontology annotation, molecular function: proton-transporting ATP synthase activity, rotational mechanism. The record is from RefSeq and is a predicted model, not a curated record. Lineage: Eukaryota; Metazoa; Arthropoda; Thecostraca; Balanomorpha; Balanidae. Gene Ontology annotation, biological process: proton motive force-driven ATP synthesis.